AACAAAAAUGAAUGAGUAUGAUACCGGAUAAUUAUUUUCUGAAUGUUUGACGAAAAUUACGUUAAAAAAAAUGAGUAAAUUAAUUAGAGCCGCUGUUUUGCACGCUUUUAAUGAACCAUUAUUAAUACAAAAUUACAAAUUACCUGAUAAACUUAAAGAAGGACAAUUAAGGAUCGCAGUUAAAUAUUGCAGCGUUAAUGCAUCCGAUUUUUUUUUGUAUUCUGGUGCAUCUAAAACUCAGUAUAAUUUACCCGUUGUUCCUGGAUUUGAAUUAACUGGUGAUGUUAUAGAAUCAAAAGCAAUUAAUUCAGAUGAUCAAGAAGAAGACAUUACAGUUGGUGAUCGUGUAUUAGUUUUAAAUAAAGAUAUACUUGGUGGUUUUGCCAAUGAAUGUAUAGUAGAUGAAAAAGAUGUAUUUCCUAUUCCAUCCGAACUUUCUUAUGAAUCUGCAGCAUCCAUUGGAGACAGUUAUGCAACAGCACUAAUAGGAUUGUCUCGUCGUGCCAAUUUAAAAAAAGACCAAACUGUGUUAGUUACAGCUGCUGCUGGUGGUUUAGGUUUGGCUGCAGUUGAUAUUGCAGCAAAUAUGUGUAAAGCUAAGGUUAUUGGAGCAUGUCGUUUGGAACAAAAUACUUCAGUUGUUCGUGAUAAAGGAGCAUUUAUAUCUUUUGAAAUUAAAAGCCCUGAAAAUAUGUGUAAAACAGUUUUAAAAGAAACAGAAGGUAAAGGUGUUGAUGUUGUAUUUGAUGCAGUUGGGGGUGAAAUAUUUCAAUCAGCCUUAGACUGCGUUGGUCAUGAAGGAAAAGUAGUAGUAGGUGGUUUCUCAUCUCAACAGAUUCCUCAAUUAAAUGUUGAUGAAUUACUUAAACGUCCAUCAUUUAGUCUAAUUGGUGUAUCACUGAAUAACUAUCGAGCCCAUUCUACAAAAAUUUACAGGCAAUCUGUAAAAGAUGUGUUAACUAUGUGUAAAAUGGGUAUGAUAAGUCCAAAUAUUUCUGAAAUACUGGACUUAGAAAGGGUUAAUGAAGCUUUAGAACAUUUUGUUACUAACAAAAGUAGCGGAAAAAUUAUUUUAAAAAUAUCAUCAUAGUAUUAAUUAAUAUUUUAGUGAAAAACAUUUUUUUUUGUUUAUUUAUUUUUAUUAAUAAAAAAUAUUUUCAGAAAUAAUAAA
Molecule: messenger RNA, 1171 nt
Organism: Daktulosphaira vitifoliae (grape phylloxera)
Lineage: Eukaryota; Metazoa; Arthropoda; Insecta; Hemiptera; Phylloxeridae
Product: quinone oxidoreductase-like protein 2 homolog
Exons: 6
Coding region: 71-1090 (339 amino acids)
Cellular component (GO): mitochondrion
Molecular function (GO): oxidoreductase activity
Source: RefSeq, a predicted model, not a curated record